Talaromyces amestolkiae is the source of this 1401-nucleotide messenger RNA. RefSeq lists its product as uncharacterized. The record is from RefSeq and is a predicted model, not a curated record. Gene Ontology annotation, biological process: intracellular iron ion homeostasis. Lineage: Eukaryota; Fungi; Ascomycota; Eurotiomycetes; Eurotiales; Trichocomaceae. The transcript is spliced from 3 exons. The coding region runs from base 1 to 1401 and encodes 466 amino acids.
AUGGAGUCAAUCCAAACAUCAGCGGGCAUUGAUGCCCCCUCCAAGGCCAGCCCUGAAAGCUCCCAAUAUGACAUCGUCUGCGUCGGCUUUGGCCCUGCAGCCCUCGCAAUUGCAAUCGCGAUGCACGAGCGAGGAUCCUCAAACACAAAUAAUGUCUUGUUUCUCGAACGUCAAGCAGAAUUCGGAUGGCAUACCGGUAUGCUUCUCCCCGGCACAAAGAUGCAAAUCUCCUUCAUGAAGGACUUGGCCACUAUGCGCAACCCGCAGUCGUACUUCACAUUUGUGAAUUAUCUACACAAACACAACAGACUUGCAAAUUUUAUCAAUUUGUCUACACAGACCCCGUUCCGUGAGGAGUUCAAUGAUUACAUGAAGUGGUGCGCUUCGCAUUUCGGGGAUCAGGUGAAAUACAACCAAGAAGUCUUGAAAGUGAGUCCAGGACAAAAGACCGGUUCGACUAUUGAUUCCUUCUGGGUCACUGCGCGCGACGUUGAAUCUGGUGAUGUGCAACGGAUUAGCGCGAAACAUGUCAUUGUAGCCAAUGGUGGGGAAUACUCUAUUCCGGAAGGACUCAAGAGCCCCGAUAUUAGCGAUCGAGUUGUGCAUUCAUCUCAGUAUCUCAAACAAGUGCCGCGGAAAUUCCGGGACGAGAAUGCCGAGUACCGAUUUGCUGUUGUCGGAGGGGGACAAAGUGCAGUUGAGAUAUCCGAGGAUUUGCAAUCUCGAUAUCCGAAAUCUCGAGUCUCGCUCAUUUUUAGAGAUUCUGCCUUGAGACCGAGCGAUGACAGUCCGUUUGUCAACGAAAUUUUCGAUCCCGCCAGCGUCGAUGAAUUCUACUCCCUCGGCUCAGCCCACCGCCAACAAAGCUUGAAGAAGAACAAAGCUACAAACUACAGUGUCGUCAGACUUCCUCUAAUUGAACACAUUUACGAAAAAAUAUACCGUCAAAGGCUCCUCAAGCCUGAUCCUCGAGACUGGACCUUGUCUCUUUACCACAACAGCGAAGUCUUUGGCGCUAAUAUAUCGAAAUCGGGCAAUGCAUUGAACCUCCGGCUGAAAAACACAAUAACAGGCGAGACGAAGGUUACUGAGCAAGCUUAUGAUCUUGUGGUUCUUGCUACUGGAUACCAGAGGAAGCCCUUUGCUGGUAUACUGAAGGACUUGAAACCUCUAUUGCUUUCUACAUCGGAAGAGAAUGGGUCGUUCGUGCAGAGGAAUUAUCGUCUACUUUUCAAGCCUGGAUCAGUGGUGCGUGAUGCUGCAAUUUGGAUGCAGGGAUCUUGCGAGACUACACACGGAAUAAGCGAUACCCUCCUAUCAAUACUUGCUGUUCGAGCGGAUGAACUGUUGGAUUCCAUCAAUGCCAGCAGGAAAAGUGUGGAAAAUAAAGCCAGACUAUAG